Molecule: messenger RNA, 1668 nt
Organism: Closterium sp. NIES-65
Lineage: Eukaryota; Viridiplantae; Streptophyta; Zygnematophyceae; Desmidiales; Closteriaceae
Source: the annotation of a GenBank genome assembly
AUGAACGCCCGGAUCCAGCGCGCUCUCACCUGUUUCUCUCCCCCUGUGUCUCAGAUCCGUUGUCUCACCUUCUUCCCAGCAGCAGGUCGGGCUGUGAAUGCUUGCAUUCACACGUGUUUCUCUCCCCCUGUGUCUCAGAUCCGUUGUCUCACCUUCUUCCCAGCAGCAGGUCGGGCUGUGAAUGCUUGCAUUCACACGUGUUUCUCUCCCCCUGUGUCUCAGAUCCGUUGUCUCACCUUCUUCCCAGCAGCAGGUCGGGCUGUGAAUGCUUGCAUUCACACGUGUUUCUCUCCCCCUGUGUCUCAGAUCCGUUGUCACACCUUCUUCCCAGCAGCAGGUCGGGCUGUGAAUGCUUGCAUUCACACGUGUUUCUCUCCCCCUUUGUCUCAGAUCCGUUGUCUCACCUUCUUCCCAGCAGCAGGUCGGGCUGUGAAUGCUUGCAUUCACACGUGUUUCUCUCCCCCUGUGUCUCAGAUCCGUUGUCACACCUUCUUCCCAGCAGCAGGUCGGGCUGUGAAUGCUUGCAUUCACACGUGUUUCUCUCCCCCUUUGUCUCAGAUCCGUUGUCUCACCUUCUUCCCAGCAGCAGGUCGGGCUGUGAAUGCUUGCAUUCACACGUGUUUCUCUCCCCCUGUGUCUCAGAUCCGUUGUCUCACCUUCUUCCCAGCAGCAGGUCGGGCUGUGAAUGCUUGCAUUCACACGUGUUUCUCUCCCCCUUUGUCUCAGAUCCGUUAUCCAUUGUCACACCUUACUAGUAUUACUAGUAGCCGCCAGCGCGAGGUUCUAGAGAUUGACGAGUCAAGGGUUCUCAAGGCGUCCGGCGCCAAGCCGCUAUUUCCCCCGGCUGCCUGCGAUGAAGCACCAGCGAUGCCACCAGCUUUCUGCCUUGAAGGCAGCGCUCCCCGCCGCGCUCUCCCCAGCGCUCGCCAUGGCGCUCUGGCUUGUCGCCUUCAACGUCUCGUCGUGCCACGCACAAGUGAUAAAUGCUUCUCAAGGGAGUACUCACGUGGCUCCCUCUCUCCUCCUCCCUCCCAAAUUCCCUCCAACCCUCCUCCCUUCCUCUCCCACUCCCUCCCUCCCUCCUCCCUCCCUCCUCUACUUCCUCCUUCCCACCCCCUCCCUCCCCCACUCCCUCCCUCCCCCACUCCCUCCCUCCCCCACUCCCUCCCUCCCCCACUCCCUCCCUCCCCCACUCCCUCCCUCCCCCACUCCCUCCCUCCCCCACUCCCUCCCUCCCCCACUCCCUCCCUCCCCCACUCCCUCCCUCCCCCACUCCCUCCCUCCCCCACUCCCUCCCUCUCCCACUCUCUCCUCCCCCCCCCUCCCUCACCCACUCCCUCCCUCCCUCCUCCCUCCCUCUCCCACUCCCUCCCUCCCUCCCUCCUACUCCCUCCCUUCCCCCUCCCCCACUCCCUCCCUCCUUCCUCCCCCCCUCCCAACUCCCUCCUCUCCCCUUUCCUUCCGACGCCCGCCUCGCAGCUUAUGCACGCAUGCUAUUAUGAUUGCUCAUGUCACUCGUUUCUUAUGCCCUCUCCUCGCCCCAACACUUCAGGGUUGUUUCUCAGCGACGUCCAGACGGAAUGGGGCAUGGGGUGGAAGGUGGGAGACAAUUGCAGCACUGCGUUAGGUAUCGAGUGCGACGCUUCAGGCAUGAUCACCUCGAUGUGA